AUGGAAGCGCAUGAUGGAAAAUGGGUGUAUCAGUCCUGUCCCAGCUCCAUUGCCAAGUGCCCACACUGUAUGAACCACAUUUUCCACAUCGGAUGUCUGGUAGUCGGAGUCGCUGGCGCUGUCUCCACAAACGCAGGCAUGCAGCCCAGAUCUUCCAUGGGGAUCUACUGGGGCUAUAUGAACAAAAAGAACAAGGUCAGACCUGUUAUCGGAGACCAUCAGACUGUCCAGGUGGCAGAGCUUAAGGCCUGUCUGGAAGCACUUAACCAGAUGAUCACUCUGCAUGCAACCUGGCAGAUUCGUCCUCCCAGGAAGAAUCCUGCCUGUCAUCCCCUGCACACUUUGAUCAUCAAGUCCGACUCUGAAUACAUGGUCAAGGGUAUCACCGAGUGGCUAUCCAAGUGGAAGGAGAAUGGCUGGAAGAACUGUAAGGGUCAGCCUGUUGCAAACAUGGAUCUGUGGCUUCUGAUUGAGUCCGCUCUGAAGCAGCUGGAGCUGGCAAUGGUCGUUCGUUUCUGGCUGGUUUCUCGGGAUCUGAACAGAUUUGCCAAUCACCUUGCGAUGUCCAUUCUGUGA
Molecule: messenger RNA, 576 nt
Organism: Penicillium macrosclerotiorum
Lineage: Eukaryota; Fungi; Ascomycota; Eurotiomycetes; Eurotiales; Aspergillaceae
Exons: 1
Coding region: 1-576 (191 amino acids)
Biological process (GO): DNA replication, removal of RNA primer
Molecular function (GO): nucleic acid binding; RNA-DNA hybrid ribonuclease activity
Source: RefSeq, a predicted model, not a curated record